UGUUGGUUUGACGAAACCUCAACGACAGUAUCGUCCUUUUUCGACGAGUAUUAAUAAAAGUACCUAAAGUUGUUUUAUUUACAAAAAAUACGGAGCCUUCUUCAUUUAACACGAGACUCUAUUAACGUGAUGUAAUUUUAAGAAAAUUUUUUUAAAAAUGUCUUCUUAUACUUGUUUGUCCUGCAGUGUUAAGUUUAUAAGUGCAGAUUUGCAAAGGAUGCAUUAUAAAACCGAAUGGCAUCGGUAUAACCUAAAAAGAAAAGUUGCAGAAUUGCCUCCUGUCACUGAAGAAGAAUUCUCAAUUAAAGCUGAGCUACAAAUAAAAAAGAAAGAAAGUAAAAUUCAAGAAAGAUCAGUUUCUACAUACUGUAAGCUAUGCAAUAAGAGUUUUUCAUCGUUAAAUUCUUUUCAAAAUCACGUACAGUCAAAAAAACAUCAAGACUUACUAAACAAAAAUACCUCAACUGGUAUUGAACAACAUCACACAGAUUUUGUUAAAGUUAACGAAAAAAUUGUGAAUAAAAGUUCUAAUGUCCAAGUAAGUUUAGUUGACGAGCUUGAUGAUGACAGUGAAGACUGGGAAGAUAUGAGCUCAGAUGAUGAAGUAGAUAACAAUGAUAUCGAUGAAACCAAUUGUCCAGAGUCUGAAGCAAUUCCACCAACCUCUUGCUUGUUUUGUAAUCAUCAAAGCACAAAUAUUGAAAAUAAUCUUCAACACAUGGUCAAGUCACACAGUUUCUUUAUACCAGACCUUGAAUAUGUAACAAAUAUUGAAGCACUCUUGAUAUACUUAGGUGCUAAGGUUGGUGAUGGUAAAGUGUGCUUGCUUUGCAAUACUCGUAGCAAACAGUUUCAAACCAUAAAAGCAUGUAGAGAUCAUAUGACUGAUAAAGGCCACUGCAUGAUCAACUGCGAAAGCAAUGCUAUGCUUGAAUUUGCUGAUUUUUAUGACUUCUCAUCUACAUAUCCUAGCAGUGAAAAUGUAGAUGUUGAUAUGGAGUUGUCAGAGUCUGAUACAAGUUUAUCUGUUGAUCCAGAAACGCUAGAGUUAUUGUUACCAUCAGGUGCUCGAGCUGGUCAUCGUGCUCUAAAAAAAUAUUAUAACCAAAGUGUAGUAGAAAGGUUAGAACAACCAAAACGUUCUCAUGCAAUGAUCUUAGGUUUAGCAAAUCAUUAUCGUGCUCUUGACAUACAAAAUGGUACUUUGGCUGUUGCUGUUAGAAGAAAGCUUGUUGCUAAGAAAAUAGAAAACAGAAAUCGAUUAAAUUUCAAUAUGGCUGUUGGAGUUAGAGCGAACAAACUGCAAACACACUUCAGGAAACAAGUUAUGUAUGCAGGAUAAAAACAACUUUGAAACACUCAUAUUAUGUUUAACUGUAUGUAAGAAAUUGUGAUUAUAUCUUUUGGUAAUGUUGCAUAAUAUACACACAAAAAUGC
Hydra vulgaris (swiftwater hydra) is the source of this 1437-nucleotide messenger RNA. Its product is annotated as cytoplasmic 60S subunit biogenesis factor ZNF622. NCBI's taxonomy places the organism in Eukaryota, Metazoa, Cnidaria, Hydrozoa, Anthoathecata, Hydridae. Gene Ontology annotation, molecular function: nucleic acid binding; zinc ion binding. Gene Ontology annotation, cellular component: preribosome, large subunit precursor. The record is from RefSeq and is a predicted model, not a curated record. Gene Ontology annotation, biological process: ribosomal large subunit biogenesis.